Diospyros lotus (date-plum) is the source of this 1502-nucleotide messenger RNA. RefSeq names its product probable galacturonosyltransferase-like 1. The transcript has a single exon. Bases 84 to 1166 code for a protein of 360 amino acids. Lineage: Eukaryota; Viridiplantae; Streptophyta; Magnoliopsida; Ericales; Ebenaceae. Gene Ontology annotation, cellular component: Golgi apparatus. The record is from RefSeq and is a predicted model, not a curated record. Gene Ontology annotation, molecular function: glycosyltransferase activity.
AAGUCUUGAACCUCAAUCAAAUUGUCUCUCCCUCUCAUAAAACCCAACCCAUCGCCUUCCCUUCCAAUUCCAAUCUUCCACCGAUGAUGCCCAAACAGCCCCUUCUUCUUCUCUCUCUUUGCAUUUUUUCCUUCUUCACCGCCGCCGCCGCCGCCGCUAAUCUCUCUCAACAAUUCCGGGAAGCCCCACAGUUCUACAACUCGCCGGACUGCCCAUCCAUGGCUGACGCCGCCGACGAAGACGACGACGACAACAAUAUUAACGACAGUAGCAUCUACGUAUGCUCCGAGAAAGCCGUCCAUGUGGCGAUGACCCUCGACGCCGCCUACAUCCGCGGAUCCAUGGCGGCGAUCCUCUCCGUCCUCCAACACUCCUCUUGCCCCCAGAACGUCGUCUUCCACUUCGUCACCUCCGCCUCCGCCUCCGCCGGCGCGUCCCUCCUACGCCCCACCAUCGCCGCGGCCUUCCCGUAUCUCAACUUCCAACUCUACACCUUCGACGACUCCGUCGUCGCCGGCCUUAUUUCGACGUCCAUCCGCUCCGCCCUCGACUGCCCGCUAAACUACGCCCGGAGUUACCUGGCCAACAUCCUCCCUCUCUGCGUCCGCAAAGUCGUCUACCUCGACUCCGACCUUGUACUCAUCGACGACAUUGCCAAGCUCGCCGCCACCCCUCUCGGCGGCGAAGCCGUCCUCGCCGCUCCGGAGUACUGCAACGCCAACUUCACCACCUAUUUCACGCCAACCUUCUGGUCAAACCCGUCUCUCUCUCUGACCUUCGCCAACCGCAAGGCUUGCUACUUCAACACCGGCGUAAUGGUGAUAGAUCUCGACCGUUGGCGCGCCGGCGACUAUACGACCAAGAUUGAAGAGUGGAUGGAACUCCAGAAGCGAAUUAGGAUCUAUGAGCUCGGUUCUUUGCCGCCCUUUUUGCUCGUAUUCGCCGGGAACAUAGCUCCGGUGGACCACCGGUGGAAUCAACACGGCCUCGGGGGCGACAAUUUCCGGGGACUUUGCCGGGAUUUGCAUCCGGGUCCGGUGAGCCUGUUACAUUGGAGCGGGAAAGGUAAACCUUGGGCUCGACUAGACGCAAGCAGGCCGUGCCCAUUGGAUGCUUUGUGGGCACCUUACGAUCUUCUGAAACCUCCUUUUUCAUUUGAUUCUUGAAGUUUUUGGUUCGUAUCUCUGGCCGAACCUCGGUCUGGAAGUGUAUAGAUCUACUUCGCGGAUGAUGAUGAUGAUGAGACAUGAACGAGUAAUCUGGAAAAUACAGGGGAACCUUCUUGCCUGUAUCCCACGAUAAGUUUACAGGCUUUUGAUUAUGGAAGACGACAAAUGAAAAAAGGUUUUUUUUUUUCACUUUGUAAAUUGAAUCGAGUGGCUACCAAGAAUUCUCUGAAAAUAUUCAGUUUUCUGAAUAAGUUGAAGAUCGUACAGUUGAUCUCAUAACGUUUUGUAAUAAGAGAAGAGAUAAUCUAAAAUAAAAAGUGAUUCAUUCUGUUA